AGUGACAAACUGAAGCUUGCCAAAGAGCUGUCGGACACGGUCGUUUACUGCAGAAGCGUCCACUUCGAAGGGUUCGACGGCUCGAAUCCUCGCCCCUCCAACGAGAUGUCGUCCUUCAGCGAAGGGAAAGCUCUGAAGCUGGCCCAGGAGUCUGGAACCAGCUUCAUCCGUCACAAUAGCAGGCAACUAAGCCGGAUCUACCCAGCGGGAUGGAGGACGGAUUCCUCGAACUACAAUCCAGUUGACAUGUGGAAUGUGGGCUGCCAGAUAGUCGCCUUAAAUUUUCAGACCAAGGGUACAGAAAUGGACAUAUACCAGGGUCGAUUUCAAGAAAACGGCUUCUGUGGGUACGUCCUCAAACCGGACUUUCUUCAGGACCAGAACUCUAAAUUCAAUCCCAGAUCCAUCACAGAAGGGUCGUGGAGGAUGCGGAAGAAACUCCAAGUUAAGGUCAUCUCCGGCCAGCAGCUGCCCAAGGUGAACAAAGGCAAAAACUCGAUCGUUGACCCGAGGGUGAUUGUCGAAAUCCACGGCGUCCACCGGGACAAUGACAAGAAACAGACCAGAGUUAUCGACAACAACGGUUUUAACCCAUAUUGGAACGAAACGUUUGAAUUUGAUAUCGACGUUCCCAGACUCGCUCUCGUUCGUUUCAUGGUGGAAGAUUUCGACACGUCGACGAAAAACGAUUUCAUCGGGCAGUUCACGGCGCCUUUCCCGAGUCUAAAGCAAGGCUACCGGCACAUCCACCUCCUGACGAAGAACGGAGACCCGUAUCCGUCCGCCACCAUAUUUGUGCGCAUCAACAUUCUGGACGCUUGACAGGAAUGCAGCCAUCUUCUCCGACCGCUCAAGGGUUCCAAACGAACCCGGGCUCCCACGCUGGAAGGAAAGGCUCCGAAUCCCACCUCGCUUUUCAGUCCCUGCAAGAGCCGUAAACAACAGGAUGGAACCUAAGCAGUCCAAUUCCCCACCCUUAAAUAUGCAAACUUGACUUGCUGCGUUUAGGCCUGGCGAACUCUGCAAAAAAAACCCCUUCUUUAGAAUAGUGAAUUUCAUUACGUGGGAGGCACCGUUUAAAAAUAUGCCUGCUCCCUUAAUCCUGGCUGCUGUUUCCGGACAGAUGAGAA
This is a messenger RNA of Gekko japonicus, 1130 nucleotides long. RefSeq names its product 1-phosphatidylinositol 4,5-bisphosphate phosphodiesterase delta-1-like. Gene Ontology annotation, molecular function: phosphatidylinositol-4,5-bisphosphate phospholipase C activity. The record is from RefSeq and is a predicted model, not a curated record. The annotation marks the transcript as partial. Lineage: Eukaryota; Metazoa; Chordata; Lepidosauria; Squamata; Gekkonidae. Gene Ontology annotation, biological process: phosphatidylinositol-mediated signaling; lipid metabolic process. The transcript is spliced from 6 exons.